AAUCAAAUCCAAGGAAAGAAACUGCCGGCUUUCAAAAUCCUCCUCCUCCGCCAUCAUCCGCUGCCGUGCGGGGAGCAGGUGGUAUCCGAGACGCGAGUGGCGAGAACUGCCAAGAGAGCUGACAGACAGGCGGGCUGGGCUUCGGCACUGCUGGACUCGGAGGCGGCGCCCCCGACCUGACCCGCACCCUAAAUCAGUCCGCCAGUCGGACGCACGCGCUUGGGUCGUCCCACGCGGCUGCGUCUGUUUACGUUUGCAGAUUUCCAGGGGAGCCCACCAGCGUGUCCAGCAUGGCCUCUGAAGACAUUGCCAAGUUGGCAGAGACGCUAGCCAAAACCCAGGUGGCUGGGGGACAGCUGAGCUUCAAAGGCAAAAGUCUCAAACUCAACACUGCAGAAGAUGCCAAGGAUGUGAUUAAAGAGAUUGAAGACUUUGACAGCCUCGAGGCUCUGCGCCUGGAGGGCAACACGGUGGGCGUAGAAGCAGCUAAAGUCAUCGCCAAGGCCUUGGAGAAGAAGUCGGAGCUGAAGCGAUGCCACUGGAGCGACAUGUUCACCGGAAGGCUGCGGUCCGAGAUCCCGCCAGCCCUGAUCUCACUAGGGGAGGGACUCAUCACAGCCGGGGCCCAGCUGGUGGAGCUAGAUCUAAGUGACAAUGCGUUCGGGCCCGAUGGCGUACGAGGCUUUGAGGCCCUGCUGAAGAGCUCUGCCUGCUUCACCCUGCACGAACUCAAGCUCAACAACUGUGGCAUGGGCAUCGGUGGCGGCAAGAUCCUGGCAGCAGCCCUGACUGAGUGUCACCGAAAAUCCAGUGCCCAAGGCAAGCCGCUGGCCCUGAAGGUCUUUGUGGCUGGCAGAAAUCGUCUGGAGAAUGACGGAGCUACUGCCUUGGCAGAAGCUUUUGGGAUCAUCGGGACCCUGGAGGAGGUCCACAUGCCACAGAACGGGAUCAAUCACCCCGGCGUCACUGCCCUGGCCCAGGCUUUCGCCAUCAACCCCCUGCUGCGGAUCAUCAACCUGAAUGACAACACCUUCACUGAAAAGGGUGCUGUGGCCAUGGCCCAGACCUUGAAGACCUUGCGACAGGUGGAGGUGAUCAACUUUGGGGACUGCCUGGUGCGCUCCAAGGGCGCUGUUGCCAUUGCAGACGCUGUCCGCGGGGGCUUGCCCAAGCUGAAGGAGCUGAACUUGUCAUUUUGUGAAAUCAAGAGAGAUGCCGCUUUGGCCGUGGCGGAGGCUGUGGCAGACAAGGCCGAGCUGGAGAAACUGGACCUUAAUGGCAACAUCCUGGGGGAAGAAGGCUGUGAGCAGCUUCAGGAGGUGCUGGACGGCUUCAGCAUGGCCAAGGUGCUGGCGUCCCUCAGUGAUGAUGAGGGUGACGAUGAGGAGGAUGAGGACGAGGACGAGGACGAUGAUGAGGGAGAAGAGGAUGAGGAGGAAGAGGAGGAGGAGGAGGAAGAAGAGGAGGAAGAAGAGGAGGAGCCACAGCCACGAGGAGAGGGGUCCCCGACGCCACCGAGGAAUAUUCUGGACUCUGACAGUGGGGAACCAGCUUCCACGCUGUCCUCGCCGCCCCCCGCAGACGUCUCCACCUUCCUGGCGUUCCCCUCUCCGGAGAAGCUGCUGCGCCUCGGGCCCAAGAGCUCUGUGCUGAUAGCCCAACAGACUGACACAUCUGAUCCGGAGAAGGUGGUCUCUGCCUUCCUGAAGGUGUCCUCUGUCUUCAAGGACGAAGCCACAGUGAGGACAGCAGUUCAGGAUGCAGUAGAUGCCUUGAUGAAGAAGGCCUUCAGCUCAUCCUCCUUCAACGCCAACGCCUUCCUCACCAGUCUGCUCAUCCACAUGGGUCUGCUCAAGAGUGAAGAUAAGAUCAAGGCCAUUGCCAACCUGUACGGCCCCCUGAUGGCACUGAAUCACAUGGUGCAGCAGGACUAUUUCCCCAAGGCCCUUGCACCCCUGCUGCUGGCAUUCAUGACCAAGCCCAACGGCGCCCUGGAGUCCUGCUCCUUCGCCCGCCACAGUCUGCUGCAGACGCUGUACAAGGUCUAGGGCUAGAUGCAAAGCAUCCUCUCCUCGACUCUCAGCCCGGACCAGUGACUUGGGAAUGGACUCAGAUGAAGGACUGGCCAGAGGCAGAGAGGGUCUUUGUCGCAUGUGUCGUGUCAGUCCCCCAAGCGUGUGUGUCGGUGUGGUGCACGUGCCAGUGUGUGCUUCCUGUUGGGGGUGGGGUUUUUAACAUCUCCCUGCUGGGCUGGCCCUGGUCCCCUGGAGUGGAGCUUGCCCCAGGCCAAAGGGCUGCAAGUUGCCAGCUGCUCUGCCAUUAAACUCACCACCAUCUGAGGGCGCUGCGCUGAUCUGUGCCUCAGGUUGAGGUCCUGGUGGCUGUCCCACCCACUUUGCCUUCCUUACUCUCCUGGGCUGUACCAAAGCCUGGAGAGUUCCUGUCUGUGAGCUGUUCCCUCCCUCUGUGUUGUGUCCAGGCUGUGUUUCCCACCCUGCCUGGGGCCACUUGGUGGCUACCUCUGCUUCCUUUCACCAAGCCCUGAUCCCACAGCCACCAGUCCCCACCAUCCAUCCGUGUGGUGCUGAGCCCUUGGCGUGAGAGGCAGAGACAACCGUGGUGGGGCCAUGGGGUGGUCAGCAGAGGGCAAGACCGCGGUGCCCAUGCCGUAUGGAUAGGACAGAAGCCAGUGGGCAGGCACCAGAGGGCCCUGUAACAGGAGUUGCUUGGAUGGUGCUGGCUCUGGACCCAGGGGUCCCUCCCCGGAUGCUAAGAGGAUGUCUGCAGCUGGCCUGGGGGCCGAGCUGGAGGGGGCACCUUAACAGGCCCUAACCUGUUCUCUGCCAGGGGCGGGGCAGGGGCAGGGCCGGGGCAGGGCCCACUGCUGCCUGACUGCAUACCGGGGCUCUUGAAGGACCUGGGGCAGGGUAGGGACAGGGCUAGAGAUGCCCUGGACUGUCUCUUGGCAGCCCUGAGAACCCUGUGCUUUUCCUUUCGUGCUGUUUGUGUUCGGGCUGCGCCUGAGGCUCCACAAAUAAAGUCGUGUGUGGCAACAGUGGA
Molecule: messenger RNA, 3060 nt
Organism: Pteropus alecto (black flying fox)
Lineage: Eukaryota; Metazoa; Chordata; Mammalia; Chiroptera; Pteropodidae
Gene: RANGAP1
Product: Ran GTPase activating protein 1
Exons: 16
Coding region: 291-2048 (585 amino acids)
Biological process (GO): nucleocytoplasmic transport; signal transduction; activation of GTPase activity
Cellular component (GO): perinuclear region of cytoplasm; nucleus; cytosol
Molecular function (GO): GTPase activator activity; small GTPase binding
Source: RefSeq, a predicted model, not a curated record